AUGUCCGCCGCAUCCAAAGUCAUCCUCAUCUUCGGCGCCGGCCCUCGCGUUGGAGCAGGAAUCGCCGACGCAUUCGCCAGCAACGGCUACAAAAUUGCCCUCGCCUCGCGAACCCCCAACGCCCAAACCGACGGCCUCCAUCGAAUCCACAUUCCCUGCGACUUGUCAGACCCAGCUUCCGUGCCCGGUGCCUUCAGCAAGACGAGAGAAUUACUCGGAGUCCCCAGUGUUGUAGUAUACAAUGCCUACGGCGGAAACCCAACAGAUUACCGCGACCCGCUCGCACUGCCCGUCGACGUCUUCGCUCGCAAUCUAACCAUCAACACGACAAGCGUCUACGCUGCAGCCCAGCAGGCGCGGGAGUGUUUCGCGGAGCUACCUUCGUCCGCCGCGAGGGCGUUCAUUUAUACGGGGAACUCGCUGAAUGAGCGCAUCUGUGCGCCGCUGAUGGACCUGGGGGUGGGGAAGACGGCGACGGCGCAUCUGAUUGAGUAUUUGGCGGAGGCGUAUGCUCUCCGUGGAUUCAAGUUUUACUAUGCGGAUCAGCGCAAAGCGGAUGGUUCGCCUAUGUGGGCUGGAUUGGAUGCUGAGGCACAUGGGAAGUUUUAUCUGGAGCUUGCGGAGGGCGAGCAGUCGCAGGGUCAAUGGCAGCAGACUUUUGUGAAGGGGGGUGGGGUAUAA
Penicillium chermesinum is the source of this 681-nucleotide messenger RNA. RefSeq lists its product as uncharacterized. The record is from RefSeq and is a predicted model, not a curated record. The coding region runs from base 1 to 681 and encodes 226 amino acids. The transcript has 3 exons. Lineage: Eukaryota; Fungi; Ascomycota; Eurotiomycetes; Eurotiales; Aspergillaceae.